This is a messenger RNA of Baudoinia panamericana UAMH 10762, 2204 nucleotides long. RefSeq lists its product as uncharacterized. Lineage: Eukaryota; Fungi; Ascomycota; Dothideomycetes; Mycosphaerellales; Teratosphaeriaceae. Bases 393 to 1826 code for a protein of 477 amino acids. The record is from RefSeq and is a predicted model, not a curated record. The transcript has a single exon.
UAAACAUAUCAAUGCAUCGGUUGCACCGUGCGGCCCGGCGAACCCCCUUUACGCGCUAUGGGGUUUAGCGCGUCUGAUCGCGUCCGUCCAGCCACCGGCCUACCAACUCCCCUGAACGCAUUCAUAUCGAUAGAUACAUGUACUCCCUACAUCCACAGUAUACUCUGCAUCUCAUCACCAUUGCCACUGAAUUACAUACAUCUCUCCGUAACAGUACUAUCCUACAGUAAUAAGACUGAUAUCAUAAUACGACGAUGGCGGCAUCAAGAAAGCGAAAGCACGCGGUUGCCGAUGAACGUGAUGCAACAGCAGAAGAUAUCAUUCCACCACCGACUCGCCAGAGCCAUGACGCUUUCAAGUUUACGAGCAAGCCUGUCAUAGCACUAGAGAGUAUGAAGAAGCGCAAGACCAGACAUCAGCAGGGUAUGCAGCCGCCGGUGCUUACCGUGACCAUCCCCACCCCGACUCCGGCAGCAGCCAGCGGAAAGGGGAGAAAGCGAAAGCUGGACUUGGACACAUCAGUGUCUGGUGCUGGCGAUACUUCUACCACAUCGAAGCGACCCACCCAUGAAGACACCAUCACCACCCCACGCAACAAACGCUUCAAGGACGCCCUCCCACCCUCUCCCACCGAAACACCCAGCAGAACCACCGCCGCUCUACUGGACCGCCUCGUCCUCGAGUCUUCCGCAUCAAUCCCGUGUAAGCUAACCGGACGGGCGCUCGCCUACGACACCCCGCCCACAACCCCACCCACCACCAGCGAGAAGAAAUCCGCCGGUCUCGCCCUCCCCGCCGAACUCGCCGACCUCUGCAAACUCCACGCCUCCUUCAUGAGCGCGUUAUCAAUGUACUACGCCUACAACGGCACCUCCUCCACCAUCGACGUCGAUAAUCUCCUCCCCCUCGUCACGGGCCACUGGAAGAAACGCGCCGUCACGUUGCACGAUCUACGUCUCGUGCUCGCCGUAACGGGAUCGCAAUGCAGCAUCUGGACGCUGGAAGACUGCGGGCGGGCGGGCGUGUGUUUGAGGAAAGUGCAUGACGCGGACGGCCGCGGGGCGAGUUAUAUCAACGAGGAUGCGUUGAAUGCGCAUUUCGACUCGGCGGUGUUGAAUAAGUGGCUCGCGUGGCGGAAUACCAGCCUGCAGAAGGAGGGGAAUGAUAUUCCGGACCCGGCUUCGUUUUUGAAACAACUUCCAUUAGCGGAGAUCACUUCCGACCCUUCGGCAGCGGCGAAAACGACAUCCCUCUUCGCCCGCGGCGAACAACGUCUAGCCGAUAUCAAAAGCGCGCAAGCUUCCGCCACACAACCCGCAGAACAAACACCAUCACCACCCUCACCAUCAUCCCUCGAACAGGACGAGAAGAAGAAGAAGAAGAAGACGACGACGACCCAAUCCCGCACCUCCAACCUCCUCUCCCGCAUCCUCGCCAAACAUACCACCCUCUCCCCCUCCGUCCCGCCCUCAACCGCCGCAGAGAUGCAAUCCUCCCACCUCCGCCAAACAGCCCUCCACCGCCUCGAGGAAAUCUCCCGCGUCCUCGCCUCCCUCCUCAGCAACACCACCAAAUCCCCCCGCCUCAGCCUCAGCAUGGCGGCGAUGGUGGCGCAGUUACAGCAAAGUUUGCGGAAUCCGAUUUCGCGGGCCGAGGCGGAAUGUGCGUUGGAGGUGCUGGCGGGCGAGGUUUGUCCCGGGUUUGUGAGGGUGGUGGGGAUGGAUGGGGUCGGGGGGGUGGGGACGAAGGCGGUGGUUGUCGUUUUGAGAAGUGGGAUGGUGACGGGGGAGGUGGUUCGGGGACGCGUGGCUGCUUUGCUCGGUUAGGUUGCGCCUGCUCUUACGGAUGGGUUUUGUUUGUUUGUUGUCGUGUUGGGGGUUUGUGGUCGCAGGGUUGGUUGUGAGCUGCCCUGUGUACAUGUAGUGUAUAGUGUGUACUGUUCCAUGUGUAAUCACUACUGAGAAUGGCUGAACCGAAUACAUGUACUGCCAAGCCGCCGUCUUUCUUGAGAGAGAGAGCUCAAAGCGUUCUCAUGAUCAAGGAAAUCCCAUCGUCGGGCUGACCCUACUCGUAAAGUGGUUCUCGGCAUCGUACGGUUCUAACCUCAUACGCUACCCCCACCUACCCACCUACUUACCUACCUCCAUCUGCGUAUUGUGCAGAGUUCGACCUAACUGCCUACCUACCACCUGCGGAGAACAUCC